This is a messenger RNA of Anguilla anguilla (European eel), 5455 nucleotides long. RefSeq names its product PDZ and LIM domain protein 5-like. Gene Ontology annotation, cellular component: stress fiber; adherens junction; Z disc. The transcript is spliced from 13 exons. Lineage: Eukaryota; Metazoa; Chordata; Actinopteri; Anguilliformes; Anguillidae. Bases 207 to 2099 code for a protein of 630 amino acids. Gene Ontology annotation, biological process: actin cytoskeleton organization; muscle structure development; heart development. Gene Ontology annotation, molecular function: actin binding; muscle alpha-actinin binding. The record is from RefSeq and is a predicted model, not a curated record.
GACGUGACUGAAGUGUGAGCUGACGGCAGUGGAGUUUGAUGCGGAAGUCAAACGGCUGGGUCGGUGGCCGGUAGGCAGUGCAGUUACUCGCACUGUAGCGGGACCACGGCAGGGAGUCGGGCUUAAGCUGCCGUCAAAUAGGACAGGAAGCCAUUGGGAGUUGGGCCCACCUGGACACUCUCACCUGUGCGGGACACCUGCAGACCAUGAGCAGCACAUACAGCGUGACCCUGGGGGGUCCCGGGCCCUGGGGCUUCAGACUGCAGGGGGGGAAGGAUUUCUGCAUGCCCCUCACUGUCUCCAGAUUGACAGAUGGAGGAAAGGCCUCAAAGGCACACAUCUCUGUCGGAGACGUGCUCCUGUCGAUCGACGGCAUCCAGACCAACGGAAUGAACCACCUGGAGGCUCAAAAUAAAAUCAAGGCCUGCACCAGCAAUCUCAAACUCACACUUCAGAAAGCUUCUGCGGUUCCCAAUGCUGCAGCUGCACCAAAGGACCAGCCCGUGGAGGUGAUUAAGCCCCUCCCCAUCGCACAGCAUGCCCCGCCCACCGUGCACGCCAGCCCGGCGCCCGGCUCCACCCUCAACAAGACGGCCCGGCCCUUUGGAGGCGGCGGCGGCAGUGUGGGCGUGGUCACCUCCUCCGUGUCUGCGCCCAAAGUGGCCUCCAUCCCGUCUGCGUCCUCCGCGUUCACCCCUGCGAACCCCACCUCUGCCCCAGCCCCAGCCUUCACCUCUGUCCCCACCCCUGCCAAAGCCCCGCCCCCUUUCACCUGCUCACCGGCCACACACCCUAUAAUCCGCUCGCCGGCCACGCCCCCUAUCACCCGCUCACCGGCCCCGCCCACCUCCACCGCCAAGCAGAGCCUGGGACGCUCCCCCUUCCCUCCGUCCUCCUCCCCCGCCAGAGGGGCGGGGCCUCCGCCCGCUGCCGUCCCGUCGCAGCCCGCCGUGUAUAACUCCCCCAUCAACCUUUACUCCGCCCAGAACGCCUCCCAGCUCGCCACCGGGCAGAGGCGGGGCCUGCAGGAGGGCCUCGGCAGGACUGAGCAGCACAACGGGUCGCCACGGAAACCCGUCGCUGAUGCGGAUGCGGAGCUCCAUUCUCCCUCCCAUGGCGACGCCAGCAGGAAGCGGCUGGUGGAGGACACGGAGGACUGGCACCCCCGCUCCGGCACCACCCAGUCCCGCUCCUUCCGCAUCCUGGCACAGAUCACUGGCACCGAGCAGCAGGAUGGCCAGCAGGGGGAAGCAGGGAAGAAUGAGGUGGAGGUGCAGCCCAGCGCUCAUGUCGUAUCUGCAGUGAAGACCAUGACCAAAGCCCCUGCUGGCGGAGUGCGGCAUGGCAGCCCCGUCCCCUUCAAGACCCCCCCCGCCCAGGGCAAGCCCGCCGCCUGGAAGCCCGGCCCUUCAGCAGGUUCCGGGGUGCCCAAGGCCGCCCCCUCUUUCGGACGGGUGAGCAGCAGCGCCCCCUCAGCCCGGCCCGCCCCUCAGCUGCCCCCCGGUGGCCAGGGCUCGCUGGUGCAGCGGGCAGAGCACAUACCUGCCGGGACUCGCACCCCCCUGUGCGCUUCCUGCAACAAGCUGAUCAGGGGUCCCUUCCUGGUGGCGUUGGGGAAGUCGUGGCACCCAGAGGAGUUUGACUGCGGGCACUGCCACACGUCGCUGGUGGAGCUGGGGUUCAUGGAGGAGGGGGGGUGCAUCUACUGCGAGCGCUGCUACGAGGAGUUCUUCGCCCCCGCUUGCGCCCACUGCCAAAAGAAGAUUAUGGGGGAAGUGAUUAACGCCCUGAAGCAGACCUGGCAUGUGAACUGCUUCCUGUGCGCCUCCUGCAAGCAGCCCAUCCGCGACAACACCUUCCACCUGGAGGAUGGCCAGCCCUACUGUGAGAAAGAUUAUUACAGCCUGUUUGCCACAAACUGCCACGGCUGUGACUUUGCCAUCGAGCCGGGAGACAAGUUCCUGGAGGCGCUGGGGUGGAGCUGGCACGACACCUGCUUCGUGUGUGCGGUGUGUAACACUGAUCUGGGAGGCCAGGCUUUCUACUCCAAGAAGGACAAGGCCCUGUGCAAGAAACACGCCCACAGCGUCAACAUCUGACCAAUCAGAGACCAGAGAAAGAAGACAACGACCUGUCAGCUGUUAUCAGACGUUAACAGUCUUUAAAUGUCCAAAUGCUGAAAUGAGAUCUUCCAGAGUAUAUUAUGCAGAUAUAUGGGGUUAUGGGUAUGGUAUUUAGCCUUAUCUUUCUUGCUGUUUGGCCACUGUUUCUUCACUGUUGUGGUUAAUUGUUUCAGCUAGGAAACGAUGCAGUUUUAUCCUGGUUGGCUUGCACUGUGCAGAAGAUUGCUUUGUUUGGGUGCCUUGUGAAAAAUCCCACAUGCUUUUAUAUGUCUCGAUUUAUUUAUCCACCAGAGCACAUAAUGUAGGACUAUAUAAGUGGACGUUUUAUAGAAACCACACCCUCCUGAGGUGGAGCGUAUUUUGUGAAACCUGGGCAGGCCUCGAUUUCGGCAGGCCUCGAUCAUCUGGUAUGAUGAUUGUGUGUUUUUUUUGUUAAAUCUGUGUUCUUCAUCGAGAGAUUUAUUUAUUGCCAUAGUUACACGGAAAAUGAGUGGAGGUGGAGAGGUGUGGUUCAUUUAGACACAAGCCUGCUGCUUCAAUCCCCCUUUAAACUUCAUACUCUGUCUUACUUCACUGUUGCUGUUUUUGUACAUCUGCUCGUCAGAUUGAUGAACCCCAUCGCCGUAUGUGAACACACAUCAGAAUGGUGGCACUGAUGCCUGUGUGAGUCACUCACAGCAGAAUGGUGGCUCUGAUGCCUGUGUGAGUGACUCACAGCAGAAUGGUGGCUCUGAAGCCUGUGUGAGUGACUCAGCAGAAUGGUGGCUCUGAUGCCUGUGUGAGUGACUCAGCAGAAUGGUGGCACUGAAGCCUGUGUGAGUGACUCAGCAGAAUGGUGGCUCUGAUGCCUGUGUGAGUGACUCACAGCAGAAUGGUGGCUCUGAAGCCUGUGUGAGUGACUCAGCAGAAUGGUGGCUCUGAUGCCUGUGUGAGUGACUCAGCAGAAUGGUGGCACUGAAGCCUGUGUGAGUGACUCAGCAGAAUGGUGGCUCUGAUGCCUGUGUGAGGGACUCACAGCAGAAUGGUGGCUCUGAUGCCUGUGUGAGUGACUCACAGCAGAAUGGUGGCUCUGAAGCCUGUGUGAGUGACUCAGCAGAAUGGUGGCACUGAUGCCUGUGUGAGUGACUCAGCAGAAUGGUGGCUCUGAUGCCUGUGUGAGUGACUCAGCAGAAUGGUGGCACUGAGGCCUGUGUGAGUCACUCACAGCAGAAUGGUGGCACUGAGGCCUGUGUGAGUGACUCACAGCAGAACGGUGGCACUGAAGCCUGUGUGAGUGACUCAGCAGAAUGGUGGCUCUGAUGCCUGUGUGAGUGACUCACAGCAGAAUGGUGGCUCUGAAGCCUGUGUGAGUGACUCACAGCAGAAUGGUGGCUCUGAAGCCUGUGUGAGUGACUCAGCAGAAUGGUGGCUCUGAUGCCUGUGUGAGUGACUCACAGCAGAAUGGUGGCUCUGAUGCCUGUGUGAGUGACUCACAGCAGAAUGGUGGCUCUGAUGCCUGUGUGAGUGACACACAGCAGAAUGGUGGCACUGAGGCCUGUGUGAGUGACUCACAGCAGAACGGUGGCACUGAAGCCUGUGUGAGUGACUCAGCAGAAUGGUGGCUCUGAUGCCUGUGUGAGUGACUCAGCAGAAUGGUGGCUCUGAUGCCUGUGUGAGUGACUCAGCAGAAUGGUGGCACUGAGGCCUGUGUGAGUCACUCACAGCAGAAUGGUGGCACUGAAGCCUGUGUGAGUCACUCACAGCAGAAUGGUGGCUCUGAUGCCUUUGUGAGGGACUCACAGCAGAAUGGUGGCUCUGAUGCCUGUGUGAGUGACUCACGUCAGCAGUGGUGGAUCUGCGGGUUUCCCUCUCGCUCCAAAGUGCUUUGAGGUCAGGGGAUAAAAGGCUUUAUGAAGCUGCACGUUUAGCUUUUGCUUUAAAUGGAUUUUAGCUUCUAUUUUGCCCAAAAGGAGCAGUUUUUUUUGUCUUGAUCUUGAUGGAAAUCAGGAAUUAUUGAAAAUUAGGUCUACUUACUUUUAUCAAGGAAAGAUAGGGCUUAUUAUUUUGGUUCCUCUGUCUCCUUGUUUCCGUGGUGAUGCACCUAAGUCCUGUCACUGUGUUCAUGCAUUUGUUUGGGUGGUGUUAGGGCUUCUGAGGGGUGUGUAGUUUGCUGCACUGAUACAGAUUUUACUGUUUUAUUUUUAUUUUCAUGUUGUGAUAUUUGAUAUUUGCACGUUGAUACAUUUUCUCACACAUUUUUGUUUAAACAUUUCUUUUGGCUUUUAUCGUUUUGUUUUAUAUUGCAUGCAGCAGAUUCCGUUUGCACCGUUUCACCACAGGGGGCACUCUUGCACAGUGAAGAAGGAGAGAACGCUGCCUUCUCCCGUGGCGAUUCUGAGACCCAUAAAAAGUUUUAAAAUAUAAUCACUGUGAUCAGUGGCAAUAUGCUUGUCAAAGCACCUUUAGUACAGAAUGCCUGCUUUUCCAGUAUAGCAGGGAUUUUUAAAAAUGUAUUUUUCAGGUUAUCGAAUGCAUUCCUUUUAACAUCAAAUAAGCGAAAUGACCUGAGGCACUGAGGAAGUGUAUCAAAAUAAGCAUCAGAAUUUUACUCGCUAUUGCUAAGAGAGAGAAAAAAACAUUUUAAUAUUUUAUAGGCAGUUUUUUCCUCCCCUGAGGACAUUAUGGGUUCUACCACAGGAGAAAUGAGCUCAUAAUGUGCUGCCUGCCUGCAAGCAGCCUGCGCAGGAGAGGCUGAAUCUGACAUCAAGGAAACGUACCUGUCCUGCUCAUUACAGGUAGCGAUUCCAGGUGCGUGUGUGUGUGUGUGUGUGCGAGUGUGUGUGUGCAGGUGUCUGUAUGUGUGUGUUUGUGUGUGUGUGUGUGUGCGUGUGUGCGAGUGUGUGUGUAUAUACAUCAACAGAAUGACCCAUUUAUGGUUCAGCUCUCAGUAUUUUUCGUUGUCUUUGAGGAAAGUGUUAAUUCCGAACAAAUUCUAUGUUUUGAUUUUGAUUUAUGUUGGAGUGUUUUGAUGCCAUUUGACCUGGUUUCUUUAAUAGCCCCAUUAGGGAUGCCCGGUGGCAUUUGUAAAUCUGUUCUACAUGCAGGAAUGUUGUCUCUCAGUUCAGGAGGCUGCACAGUUUGACAACACAUCCUCCAAAGAGUGUUUUUCACUUCUGCAGUCCAUCUGAAUACUAACUUCACUGUCCCCUCUCAGCUCUGCUUGCUGUGGCUUCAUCAAAACAGCGGUUUUUCUUGAAAAUGUCAAAUUUAGAAAAAAAAAAAAGUGUUUUCUUCUGCUUUUUGGCAUCAGGCACAAGCGGCUAAUAAACUGGUAACAUUUGCCAUGAUAAGAA